Molecule: messenger RNA, 375 nt
Organism: Physeter macrocephalus (sperm whale)
Lineage: Eukaryota; Metazoa; Chordata; Mammalia; Artiodactyla; Physeteridae
Gene: C1H3orf85
Product: chromosome 1 C3orf85 homolog
Exons: 3
Coding region: 1-375 (124 amino acids)
Source: RefSeq, a predicted model, not a curated record
AUGCAGCUGACUUUAGAGUGGGUGAUAGUGGAUGAUCGCAAGGGUAAAAGCACUACAGUUGGUCCACAUUCACCUGUGAACACUGCAGAGUCAAAAAUACCAGCCAAAAGGAAAAUGGUUCUAGAUGCUGUGCUUUUGGACUCAAUUACAGGAGCGUUGGGAGCACCAUUUUUAUUGGAGGACCCAUCAAACCAGUUCCUACAUCUCAAAAGACACAUAUAUUUUCAGGAUUACUGGAACCCAGAUCACAGUCCAAAUACAUGGGGAAACACGCUGGCUGAUCAGGCUCAUGAAACAUGGACUGCUUUGAAAACAACAGCACAGUAUUAUCUGAAUGUGAAUACUUUCACCCUUGACAUGUCUACUGCCCAGUAA